AUGCAUCAGAAGAAAUAUGUGAAGGACUUAUUGGAGAGAUUCAAAAUGACUUGUUGUAAUGAUGCUAGAAGCCCACUCGAGGUUAAUGUGAAGCUGAAAAUAGAUGAAGAUGAAGAAGGUGUAAAUGAAACUGAUUAUAGACAACUUGUCGGAUCCUUACGGUUCUUAUGCAGUAGCAAGCCAUAUUUAAUGUUUGGAGUUGGCUUGAUUAGUAGGUUCAUGUGCAAACCAAAGAAAAGUCACAUGACUGCAGCCAAAUGCAUGCUUAGAUAUAUCAAAAGGACUUCAGAUUAUGGCAUACUAUUUCCUUAUGGUAUGAAGCAGGAAGAGUUGAGAUUAGUUGGAUAUACUGAUUCUGACUUUGGUGGUGAUCAAGUUGAGAGAAAAAGCACAUCUGGGAAUAUAUUCUUUCUGAACAAGGCACCCAUAUCGUGGAGUUCCAAGAAGCAAACUGUCAUUGCCUUAUCCAGUUGUGAAGCAGAAUACAUAGCCGGUUGUGUUGCUGCUGUCAAGGGGUGUGGUUGA
Molecule: messenger RNA, 525 nt
Organism: Vigna umbellata (rice bean)
Lineage: Eukaryota; Viridiplantae; Streptophyta; Magnoliopsida; Fabales; Fabaceae
Product: secreted RxLR effector protein 161-like
Source: RefSeq, a predicted model, not a curated record